AGGGACAGAAGGGAAGGCUAGAGGCUGCUGGAGAGUAGAAAAUAGAAGGGUAAGUCCAUACACAUGUAUGCAUGAGUAUGUACAUUAUCUGCUGAAACAUAGAGGAAUACUCAGGAGAGCACAGUACCCUUUGGCAAGACCAAGAAGACAUCUGAGCUCCCAGAUUUAGCAGCAGCAGCAGCAGCAGUGAUGACUGCAGGAAAGGAGCCUCUCUGUCUGCACUGAGCAACCACAUGAUGUAGCCUAUGGAGAGAAGAAUACAGCUGCAGAUAGUCCUUUCUUCACAGGAUCAGGGCUGGCACGGAGAAAAGCUCUUGUUAAAUUUCAGGGAAGAAGAGCUCUGAAGCAGAAAUGGAUACAGGCAAGGUUGCUAUGACCAGAAUCAAGCAGAACUGAACCCAGUAAAAUUUCCCCAAAAGCCCCUGCAGCAAGGACCCUUUUCUAGCUGACUGGCAUCUGUACAGUUCAGGUGGCCUACUGGGUGGGGCCUGGUGGUCCUGAAGAAAGCUGCAUCCAUGUCUAAGGGAGGGGAGGUUGCAUACAUCCCAGAUGAUUCUGACUUCAGCCAUUUCCGGCACCAGUGUGAGAACCAGGAAGGCUGGAGCAGAGAGUACAGUAAAGGAGGAGUGACUGUAUGGAGCCAGGUGCAGGAGGAGAACAUAGCUGUCCAGAAAAUCAAGAUGCAGAUCACGUGCAAGGAUGUGUCUCCAGAAACACUGUAUGAUGUUCUACAUGACACCCAUUACCGCAAGAAAUGGGACUCCAAUAUGAUUGAGACUCAUGACAUCGGGCGCCUGACUGUCAACGCAGAUGUGGGAUACUACUCCUGGAGAUGCCCAAGUCCUCUGAAGAAUAGGGAUUUUGUUACAUUGCGCUCCUGGCUGCCCCUUGGCAAUGACUACAUGAUCAUCAACUACAGCGUCAAACAUCCAAAGUAUCCACCCCGGAAAGAAUUUGUGAGAGCCAUAUCCCUGCAGACAGGCUACCUGAUCAAGGCAACUGGCAACAGGGGCUGCAUUCUUUACUACCUUACCCAAGUGGACCCUCGAGGUUCGUUACCAAAGUGGGUGGUGAAUAAAGUCUCGCAGUAUGUGGCACCAAAGGCCAUGAAGAAGAUCUACAAGGCUGGGCUAAAGUAUCCAGAGUGGAAACAAAGGCACGAACCUGGCUUUAAGCCUUGGGUAUACCCAGAACAGAACACUCUGCCCAGCAUCAGCUUAGCUGAGCUCUCCGUGCAGCGUGCUGACUCACUGGAAAACAUUGAUGAGAGUGGCCUGUCUGAGGACAGGAUGCGCAUCAGUGAUGAAGAGACCUGAGACUAGCUACCAUCAUCUGGAUAGGCAGCUCAUCCUCUUCCUGUGGUCUGGAUCUGGGUCUUCCACCAGCCAGAGCACAGAAGUCCUCACAGUGAUUCUCCAUGCAUUUGGGCAUACAUCUCUGUACUCCUGCUCACUUCUUAUUCCAAAGACACAGACAUACACGCGCACACACAGAUACACACA
Sceloporus undulatus (fence lizard) is the source of this 1502-nucleotide messenger RNA. Its product is annotated as START domain-containing protein 10-like. The coding region runs from base 516 to 1316 and encodes 266 amino acids. The transcript is spliced from 6 exons. Lineage: Eukaryota; Metazoa; Chordata; Lepidosauria; Squamata; Phrynosomatidae. The record is from RefSeq and is a predicted model, not a curated record. Gene Ontology annotation, molecular function: lipid binding.